This is a messenger RNA of Ananas comosus (pineapple), 864 nucleotides long. RefSeq lists its product as uncharacterized. The coding region runs from base 346 to 711 and encodes 121 amino acids. Gene Ontology annotation, molecular function: fatty acid binding. The transcript has 2 exons. Gene Ontology annotation, biological process: systemic acquired resistance. Lineage: Eukaryota; Viridiplantae; Streptophyta; Magnoliopsida; Poales; Bromeliaceae. The record is from RefSeq and is a predicted model, not a curated record.
GCUAAAUUGUAUCGAUACUCCCUGUACUAUUCCAAUAUUACAACUUCGGUCUUGAACUUUCAAUGAACCAAAUUAGUCCCUAGAGUUUCUGAUAUAUUGCAACUACAUCUCUGACAAAACACGACAUUCCCUAUAAAACGACAUUCGUGCUCAUAUUUUAAGUCCAUAACAACACUCAAAAUCGUAGACUCUUUGAGGGUCACGGAUGGAAGUGCAACUAUGUGCGAAAGUUCAGUAACUAGGCUGUUUUCAUGAGAAGUUCAGGGGCUAAGACGCAAUAUCUCGACGCUGCAGCAUUAUGUAUACCUCUCCAGAUGGCUAUGGAAAGCACUGCAGCAUUGAAGAAUGAAGACUAAUAACAGUAUGAAGUUCCUCUGCCUUCUUGUUCUCUUUGCUGCCAUUACGGCUGUAACAGAAAUUACGAAGGCCGACGCGGCUGGGGAGUGUGGUAAGGUCCCGCCAGACCGAAUGGCCCUACGCUUGGCCCCGUGCAUCGCCGCAACACAGGAUCCGCAGGCCCAGGUCUCAGAUAGCUGCUGCUCUCAGAUUCAGAAGUUGGGCCAAAAUCCUAGUUGCCUAUGUGCUGUUAUGCUGUCGAAUACCGCGAAAAUCGUAGGGGUUAAGCCGGACGUCGCGAUAACUAUUCCUAAGCGCUGCAACCUUGUAGACCGUCCCAUCGGUUACAAAUGCGGAGCAUAUACUGUACCUUGAAGGAGAGGAGGUGUAACUGUGUAAGAGUUGCUUCUAAUGUUGUGAGGUGAAAAUGUUGGUAAAAGGCUUUAUGAAUGCCUGCUUAAAUAAAUUACUUCUAAUUUGUAACAGAAGAGUGUGCAAUAAAACUAAAAAGACUGUUGUGUUUCAGCA